AUGGCACUCAGACCAACGCGAUUACUGCGCAACAAACUCGGCACCGUGGCCCCCCUUGAAGCGAAGUGGAAGGGCGUCGGUCCGUUCCUCUACGUGAACCAUCAUGUCGACCACUACCCCGCAGGCACCGAGACGCUUGGUCCUGACCCCAAACUCCUCAAGGGACACAAUCCGGGCUGGGACUUUGAGAAUGACUUCGGAUGGCGUACAUACAUGGCGACUGGGCCUGUUCCGGGAUUCCCUGCGUUAGUUGUGCACGUCGAAUGGAGGCUGACGUCAGGCACCCGCAUCGCGGCUUCGAAACCGUGUCGCUCAUGCGCAAAGGCUUCAUGGACCACGGCGACAGCACUGGUGCCGGUGCACGGUAUGGGAACGGCGACGUCCAAACCCGAACGAGUGGGAGAUGUGAGUGUGCUCCGCAAACCCAAGGCUGACAGCAGGUAUCAGCUCUGGCUGAAUCUGCCGAAGAAGAACAAGUUCGCCCCGCCCGAGUUCCGGAUGCUGUGGGCGGAGGAGAUUCCCAAGAUCGAGAAGGAUAACGGCCGCGUGAGGAUUUCGGUCAUGGCCGGCGAGUACGAGGGCCACGUCCCGCCGAGUGCACCGAAGAACUCGUGGGCGAACGAGCCUGGAAGCGACCUCGCUAUCUGGCUGUUCGACCUGAAGGCGGGCGGAAAGGUGACGAUCCCUCCUCCGAAGGGUGCAGACACUUUGCGUACCCUGUACGUCCACGGCAAGGGUGCGCGCGUGCGCCUAGGUGACCAGGAGGUGAAGGAGAACGAGGCCUUCGAGGCGUCGCCGGGAAACAGCGCCGAACACGCGAUUCCCGUGACGGCAGAGACGGACUCGACGAUCCUGCUGUUGCAGGCGCGCGAUAUCGGAGAGCCUGUCGUUGUCAAGGGACCUUUCGUCAUGAACACGGAGGACGAAAUUAAGCAGGCGUACGCCGACUACAAGAAGAGCCACUUCGGGUGGGAGGAGAGGUGGGACACGUCCGCGCCUGUGUAUCCCAAGGACGCGGGACGCUUUGCCUACUUUGGCGACAAGAAGGUGUACCCUCCCGGAAAGACUCCGCAGCAGUAG
Molecule: messenger RNA, 1080 nt
Organism: Trichosporon asahii var. asahii CBS 2479
Lineage: Eukaryota; Fungi; Basidiomycota; Tremellomycetes; Trichosporonales; Trichosporonaceae
Product: pirin-like protein
Exons: 2
Coding region: 1-1080 (359 amino acids)
Source: RefSeq, a predicted model, not a curated record